This is a messenger RNA of Xyrauchen texanus (razorback sucker), 977 nucleotides long. RefSeq names its product BPTI/Kunitz domain-containing protein. NCBI's taxonomy places the organism in Eukaryota, Metazoa, Chordata, Actinopteri, Cypriniformes, Catostomidae. The transcript has 6 exons. Gene Ontology annotation, molecular function: serine-type endopeptidase inhibitor activity. The coding region runs from base 42 to 713 and encodes 223 amino acids. The record is from RefSeq and is a predicted model, not a curated record.
CCUCCAUUUACACCAACGUUCAAACGACUGUGUGGUUCAUCAUGAGGGAACUUGCCAUAGUUUUGUUCAUUUUUGCUCUGUACCACAACAUACAGGCCCAAAAUGUGAAACCAGAAUUCUGUAGUCAACCACCAGAAGAAGGGACGGGAUCCGACAGUAGAGUGUACAUGUACUACGACAUGAAUAAAGAUCAGUGUCUUCUCUUCAAAUACAAAGGAGUGGGUGGGAAUGCAAACCGUUUCAUUGCUGAGAAGCACUGCAUGAGAAACUGUUCUGACAGAGCUGAAGAGCUGUUUCCGAUGGACGAUAAAAAGACCUGCCAGCUUCCAAAACUACCAGGGGACUGUUUUGGCAACUAUAUCCGGUAUUACUACAGCCCAGAGCAUCACACAUGCAAGAAAUUCUACUGGAGUGGCUGUGUGGGCAAUGGAAACCGGUUCUUGACAUUUAAUCAUUGCAAUGGCACAUGUUUCAAUGCAGCAGAUGUAGGCCAUGAAGAUCAUUCAGAUGAAACAGAUGUACAAGUCGGAAUUAUCAUAGGUGUUGUCAUGGGCCUUAUUGGAGCCAUUAUUCUCAUUGUGGUCAUUGUCUUUGCAGUCAAGAAGUCUGGAUCAAAAAAGGAAAAGAAAGGAAAGAAAAAGGAAGAUGCAAAGACAACAGAGAAACCAUUAAAAGAGGAGAUAAUUGAGAUGUCUUUAGAUGAAGCAAAAUGAUUCAAAAACUUGAAUGCUCUGACCAUUACCAGUAAUUCAUCACAAAUGUACAUUAUGGUAUAAAAAGAUUUUUUUGGCAAAAUAAUUUUUUAAAAGAAGGGCAGAUAUAUAGGUACAUAAUGUUUCUGUUGUUACUUGCUCUUGACUUUUUUAUAUGUCCUCUAAAGCAAAAAUAUUACAAUAAAAAUAUAAAAUAGAAAAGUUUGCAUGUUCUUAAUCGCCUUUAUUUUAUUUAACCAAGAUUAAUGAAUGCUGUAAUAGUAU